This is a messenger RNA of Mercenaria mercenaria, 4489 nucleotides long. Its product is annotated as protein disulfide-isomerase A4-like. The record is from RefSeq and is a predicted model, not a curated record. Gene Ontology annotation, cellular component: endoplasmic reticulum; cell surface. Gene Ontology annotation, biological process: protein folding; response to endoplasmic reticulum stress. NCBI's taxonomy places the organism in Eukaryota, Metazoa, Mollusca, Bivalvia, Venerida, Veneridae. The transcript is spliced from 12 exons. Gene Ontology annotation, molecular function: protein disulfide isomerase activity. Bases 55 to 1956 code for a protein of 633 amino acids.
AGCACAUCCGGCUACUGUGUUGUAAGGUAACGUAAAGUACGAUUGCCGGCUACGAUGGACGUCUUUAAAAGAUUUCGCGUUAUUUUUCUUGCUUUUAUGAUUUUGACAGCUGUCGUAUCUUUUGCAGAAGAUGCAGAACAAGCUGAAGAGGAUGAAAAUGACACAAAAGCUGGGGAAGAUAAUGAGGUACGAGAGGAGGAGGGUGUGUUAUAUUUGACUGAUGACAACUUUGACAAAGUAACUGAGAAAUAUGAUGCUAUUCUUGUGGAGUUCUAUGCACCAUGGUGUGGUCAUUGUAAAAGCCUGGCACCUGAAUAUUCAAAGGCUGCCUAUAAACUGAAAGAGUCAGAGGUACCUGUUCCUCUUGGUAAGGUUGAUGCCACUGUUAACUCGGAUUUAGCUGCAAGAUUUGGUGUGUCUGGAUAUCCUACUUUAAAAUUUAAGAAAGAUGGAACUUGGAUAGAGUAUGAUGGUUCCAGAGAUUCUGAAGGAAUUGUGACCUGGGUGAGUGAGAAGGCAGAUCCUAACUACAAACCACCACCAGAGACUGUUGUGACAGUAACCAAAGAUAAUUUUGACGAAUUUAUCAAUAGUGCAGAGCUUGUACUUCUUGAAUUUUAUGCACCAUGGUGUGGCCAUUGCAAAAGACUUGCACCGGAAUAUGAAAAGGCAGCUCAACGUUUGAUACUUCAUGAACCCCCAAUACCCCUGGGAAAGGUUGAUGCUACCGUGGAAACAGAGCUGGGGCAGCAGUUUGGAGUGACUGGAUACCCAACUUUAAAAAUGUUCCGAAAUGGCAAACCAUCUGACUACACAGGGGGCAGAGAUGCUUUUGGUAUUGUUGAUCACAUGCACAAAUAUUCCGGUGAGGCAUCCAAACUUCUACCCGAACUGAGAGAUGUGAAGAAUUUGAUAAGCAAGGAAUCAGCAACCAUUAUUGGAUUCUUUGACAACCUUGAAGACGAGAAAUUAAGAGCAUAUAUGAAUAUUGCCAACGACAGAAGAGAGGACCUCACAUUUGGUCACACCCUGUUGCCAGAGGCCCGAGAUCUCUACAAGGUGAACCCUGGCAGUGUCGUCGUCUUCAAACCUGAAAAAUUCUAUACUAAAUUUGAACAGAAAUAUAGCAUACUGAAAGUGGCUGACAAGUCUGAGGAAGAGAUUGCUGCAUUUGUCAAAGAGAACGAGUUGCCGCUGGCCGGAGAAUACACUCAAUCUACCUCCAAGUUUUAUGAUGAGUACCAGAAAGAUAUCCUGUGUGUUGCAUUUUACACUGUAGACUGGAGUUUUGACCAUAGAGACGCCACCCAGUUGUGGAGAAAGAAGGUAGCAAAUAUUGCCAAGGACUAUAAGGACAUAAAGUUUGCUGUAGCUAAUGAAGAGGAUUACAUUAAUACAAUGAUGAAGGAGGUUGGUCUGGAGGAUUCUCCUGAGGAAUUUAACUUGGGAUGUGUGAAGAACAGUAAAAAAUACAGGAUGGAACCCAUGGAUGAAUUUGAUGAAGAUGAAAUUCGAGAAUUCCUGAACAAGCUGAAGAAAGGUAAACUGACACCACAGAUCAAGUCUCAGUCAGUUCCUAAGAAGAACACUGGACCAGUCAAAGUUGUCGUUGGUAAGACAUUCGACCAGAUUGUUCUCGAUAAAAAGAAAGACGUUUUGAUUGAGUUUUAUGCCCCAUGGUGCGGACAUUGUAAAAGUCUAGAGCCAAUUUAUAAAGAGCUUGGAAAAACAUUGAAGAAGGAGAAAAAUCUUGUGAUAGCAAAAUUAGAUGCUACUGCAAAUGACGUUCCUGAAAUUUUUAAAGUGGAAGGAUUUCCAACAAUUUAUUUUGCACCAGCAAACAAUAAGAAAAAUCCUUUGAAGUUUGAUGGUGACAGGACUGUAGAAGGAUUUACCAAAUACUUGAAAGAAAAAGCAGCCGUGUCAUUUGGCAAGAAUCUCAAAGAGGAGUUAUAACAUAACGCUUACUAUUUAGACAUCUGUUACCUUGUUUAUAUAACCAUCCUUAAAUAACCAAAUAUCCAGUCAUCUGAAUUAAUUCUGUUUGCAGUCUUUUGAAUUCAUAUUUUUAAUUUGUCUACAAUCUACAGUGUUUAGUUUUUUCUGCAGUAUCAUGGCAAAAAAGAAAUGUUUUAAGCGUUUAAAGCAUUAAAAUGUGAGAGCUAUAUAUAUUGAAAGUCAUCAGAUAAAAGGGAGUGUGGAGUGAGUUGUUAUUAUUGUUAGGUGCUGCUUUAGUUGAGUUUGUUUGGAGAUUUUUAGAAUCAAUCAUGACCCAUACAACCUCUCUACUUGACUGCAAGUGUGAGUAUGAAAGGAUGCUGAAUUGAAAAUAUCAGCAUUGUAAUGGUUGCUUGUGUGUGCAAAAGUAUUUAGUUUCAAAAAUGUCAUCUCUUCAUUGGCAGUCAUCAGCAUUUUGUGAUUUAAACAUUAUGACAUUAUUCAGUACAUUGUCUUGUAUUACAAGUGAUUUGGCAAAUAGGUUGAUAUGUGCUUUUUCAUCGCAUGUAUUUUGUGUACAUUGUAAUUUACACAUUGGUAUUAAAUGUUGUAUUUGACAUUCUAAGAGAAAGAAAUUAUUUUUAUAUUUUCAUGUUGUUAUAAGAAAUUUUAAUUAUACCUGUGAUUUAUUGACUAUCAUGACUUCACUUUGACAUCACAUUGAUGCAUACAAGUCAAAUUGUGCCUUCAUUUGUAACUUUGUUUGUGGCCAUUAUUCCCUUUUCUUUAAGUUGGUCUGGUAUAAGGACUAAUUCCUAAUGGCAAAAUCAUGUUUUUUCCCAGUUGGAAAUUACCCAGUUGAACUAUGUAAUUCCCAAUUUAGAGCUAAACAGUUACGGGGCCAAAAAUUGUCUGGAGCAUAACUAAAUAACUAUUCCAGUCAGACUUGACAUUUAAGUAGGUGGUGAUAAAACACUAUGCAGAGCACAUUAACCAAGCCAGUAGGUCAAAUGUAAAGACCUCAACACACACUCGAAAAAAACGUUCGUUUAAAUUCCUGCUUUUCUGAUCUAAAACUUUGGGCAUUAUAUAUUUCACUGCUUUAUGCAGCUCGUGCACUCUUUGGAAAAAUUAAUUAGCGUAAUGUAAAUGAGGUUCGCUGUUUUCCGUUUCUUCCUUUUUGACAUUUCUAGCUCAAAUUUCAGUGUAGUCAUUUUCUCCAUUUUUCAGCCAGUGCAUUAUAUUUUUCCAAGUUCUCUGAACUACACUCACUCAUAGUUUGAUUGAAAAAAAGCCCAGUUUUCAUUUAGUCUAGAAUUUUAUACUAAAAUUGUAUUAAGUGCAUGGUUAAUGGUACAUGACCCACAUGAACAUGCUCCUCAGAUCUUGGAUCUUGUUGAUCUAAAAAAAUGUUGUUUUUAUGUGCAUCUGAAUACAUGCACCUGUGAAUGUAGUGGAUAUUGUUUGUAAGAGUGUUUGAAAUAAGCCUUAUUGUUAUAAUGUGUUUUCGAUUAGACUUAUGAAGGUUAACUGCAGUUUACUGUGUCUUAAUUUUCUACUUAAAUUUACACAUAUUUGUCGAAACAGAAGGGUAUGUAAUGAAGUUUGAUCAGUGGUAAUGGAGGAAGUUAACAGAGCAAGUACAGUAACUUGUUGUUACACCCGUGCAACGGUGUUGGGAAUUAUGUUGCAAAGACUUUGUUGUGCAGAUUACUUCCAGUUCCACAUUUAAUGGAAUUCCAGUUAACCAUAGAAUAUAUGUUUGCAGAUCAGUCCAAGCAUUGCUUAGUUAAGGGGCUAUGUUUCUUUGAAUAAUUAGUACUGGGUGUGUAUAAGUCACAAGCAGUUAUAGCUCUAAUUAUUUUUGGAACAGUUGUACAGCAACAGUGUUGUUCUAUAAAACUGUACAGUGCAGUGUCAAGGGAGCAACAUUUAGACUUAAAAUUGUUCUAUUGGGGUGAAAGCUUUGGACAAGAUGAUUUACGAAGAAACUAGUCUAGUCUUAAAGGGAACAUUGGCCUUUAUAGAUGUAUCAUUGCUCCUCAGAGAUGUUGUUAUUAUCAGAAUAUGUAUAGAGCACAGAGGUCGUGAAUAGAGGUUAUACUGUAUUAGUUUGUGCCACCAAACCUGGUUGUACAGAUUUGCUUGUGUGCAAAUUUUAUGGAGGUUUCCUUUAAAUCUUGACCAAUACACAUGUUUUGUUUCUAUAUUUGGAUACUGUAGCUUGGGUAAUAUUGACAAUGGUUUUAUUUCUGCUGAUUGUGAAUAAUACCACUCACAACAGUAUUUGUUAAUGUUAAUCUGAUUGUGUCCUAAAGUAAAAAAAAACAUUUCGCAAAUUCUUAAUCUGGGGAAAAGGCUGCUAGCCAUGAAUCACUAAAUAAAGCUAGCAUGAAAAUUACUGAGACACUUUGUUGAAGUCCUGUUUAACAGCUGAAUGUUUUAUGAAAUGUAUGUUUUGUAUUUGUUUAUUAAUAAGCAGUUUUCUGGUCUUUUUACUGUAUGUAUUUACAUGAUCCAUGAUAAUGGUCAAAAUAAAAUAUAAAAUGUU